Messenger RNA from Zingiber officinale, 1264 nucleotides. RefSeq lists its product as uncharacterized. The transcript is spliced from 3 exons. NCBI's taxonomy places the organism in Eukaryota, Viridiplantae, Streptophyta, Magnoliopsida, Zingiberales, Zingiberaceae. Bases 302 to 1171 code for a protein of 289 amino acids. The record is from RefSeq and is a predicted model, not a curated record.
CGCCCCUGUCGGAAGCUUCCAAUUGGUUCUCUCGCGAGACCGCAGAAUUAGGGUUCGAAGUUCGAACGAUGAAACAUCGUACCUGAUUUAGAGCAAUUAAUGUCGUGAUUCUUCGUCGAGUUCAAGUUGUAGCAUUUUCACCCCCGAUUCUAUCUCGUUGUAUCAUUCUCAUUUUUCUCCAGAACUUGCCUCGGAGUUGGGAAUUUUUGGUUUUCGCUUGGAUCCUAUGUUCGAAGCCUCUUGAUUGGAUCGAAAGAGUGUUUUUUUUUUUUUUUUUUGUGAAUUUCCUUUCGCUUUCUCGAUGGCGAUCAUUGGCGACGCCCUUCGGCAGGCAUUCAUGCCGGAGCACGAGUAUGGGAGGCUCAGGGAGGAGGAUCGGGCUUGGGGGCGCCUGCAGCGGCCUCUUGUCACGGCCACCGCGGCCACCGUUGGCUUCGUUGUCCUUGUCUCCGUCGUUGUGAACCUUAACAUCGUUUUCCCACGUGAGGCUAGCCAGCGGCCGUUCUGCCGUGAUUGGAAGGUUCUCCAGGCUCUGCAGCUGAAUAUGAGUCAGGAGUCGGAGUUGCAUCGGUACCACGGAGCGUUUUAUCUGACGGACCAGGAGGUGAUCGAUUACUAUUGGAUGGUGGUCUUCGUACCCUCCGCAAUUAUCUUCUUGGUCUCUGUUGCGUACCUCGUCUCAGGAAUAGCCGUGGCUUAUGCUGCACCAAGAAGUCAUCCAUGUCUCAAGAUAGUUGAGAAUAACUUCUGUGCUUCCAGAAGGGGUGGAGUCCGCUGUCUUUCCCUUCUCAACAUUGUGUUUGCUCUUAUCUUUGGUCUCAUGGCUCUUUUCCUCGGGUCAAGCCUACUGACAAUGGGCAAUAGCUGCUCAAUGCCACUCUUUUGGUCCUACGAGAUUGCUUCUUGGGGUUUGGUCAUAUUAUACAGCGGCACUGCCUGCAUCUUGAGAAGAAAAGCAGCUGUCAUACUCGAUGAGGGUGACUAUGCUAGUCACAAUCUCGGGCUGGAGAUGUUGGAACCCUCAACCAAAGUGACUCCUGAUAUGGAAAGGCGUGUUAAUGAAGGCUUCAAAGCUUGGAUGGGUUCUUCCCUUCUUUCCUCGGACGAAGAAGAUGGUCCGGAUGACUAUCUAGAGGAAGCUAGUCUAAUCUUAGCAGACGAAGAUCGAUAACAAAGGUUUAUUAAAUUGUGCAAUAGUUAAGCCUCCAUUUUGUUACCCAAAGAUGUAAAUACAACUAAUUUUGAGGUAGAUGUUUUGCGCUAA